AGAGAAGACUGUGCACACUUCUCUCUGCAUCCAUCCCAAGCAGCACAGCUCCGUUGGUCUUCCUACUCUGCUCAACUCCUCUUGGAAGAAGCAACCAUGUCCCGGCAGUCCGUCUGCAGAAGCUUUGGAGGUGGCAGCAGAAGGGGCUACAGCUCUUGCUCUGCCGUUGGCGGUGGCUUUGGAGGAAGUGGGGGCAGAAGCAGGAUCAGCUACAGCUCCUUCUCCACAUCCCGGGGAACUGGAGGCGGUGGACGCUGUGGAGGUUUCAGCAGCAGGAGCCUCCAUAACAUGGGUGGCAGCGGAAGGAUUUCCAUGGGUGGCUCUUAUGGCGGUGGAUACGGAUGUAGAAUUGUUGGCCUUGGUGGAGGCUAUGGAGGAGGAUUUGGCAGCAUUGGAGGAGGUGUAAUUGGUGGAGGAGUAGGCAGCUUUGGUGGCCCUGUGAGAGGUGGCCCUGGGUUCCCUGGAGGCAUCCAACCGGUGCAGGUUGACUCAAGCCUCCUGCGGCCGGUCCAUGUUGACAUUGACCCUCAGAUCCAACAAGUGAAGUGCCAGGAGAAGGAACAGAUCAAGACCCUUAACAACCAGUUUGCCUCCUUCAUUGACAAGGUGCGCUUCCUGGAGCAGCAGAACAAGGUUCUCUCCACCAAAUGGGAACUCCUGCAGCAGCAAGGGCCCUCAGGGCCCAGGAAGAACCUGGAUGUCAUCUUUGAGAAUUACAUCCAGGGCCUGAGGAGGAGGUUGGAGUCUCUGUUGGGACAGAGGGGAGAGCUGGAAUCCGAACUGCAGAACAUGCGCCAAUAUGUGGAGGAGUACAAAACCAAGUAUGAGGAAGAGAUCAACAGGCGCACUGCUGCUGAGAACGAGUUUGUGGUGCUGAAGAAGGAUGUGGACUGUGCCUACAUGACCAAGGUGGAGCUGGAAGCCAAAGUGGGAGCUCUGACUGAUGAAAUCAGCUUCCUGCGGUGCAUCUAUGAGGAGGAACUGGCUCAGAUGCAGACAAUCAGCCGGGACUUGUCUGUGGUGGUGUCCAUGGACAACAACCGGCACCUGGAUCUAGACAGCAUCAUCGAGGAAGUCAGACGCCAGUAUGAGCAGAUUGCCCAGAACAGUCGGGCUGAAGCUGAGGCUUGGUACCAGAGCCGGUAUGAGGAGCUGCAGACCACUGCCGGAAGGCAUGGGGAUAGCUUGCGCAACACCAAGAUUGAGAUCCAGGAGCUGACCAGGAAUGUCCAGCGGCUGCGGGCUGAGAUUGAGAACGUGAAGAAGCAGAACCAGCAGCUGCAGGCAGCUAUUGCUGAGGCUGAGGAGCGGGGUGAGAUGGCCCUGAAGGAUGCUAGGAGGAAAUUGGAGGAGCUGGAAUGUGCCCUGAGCAAGGACAAGGAAGAGCUGGCUCGCCUGCUGAAGGAGUACCAGGAGUUGCUGAACAUCAAGAUUGCCCUGGAUGUGGAGAUUGCCAUGUACAGGAAGCUGCUGGAGGGAGAGGAGAACAGGCUCUGCGGAGACAACCCAUCCAACGUCAAUGUCUCUGUGGUCGGCAGAACCACCAUUGCUGGAGGCAGAGCUGGAGGCUUUGGUGCCGGCAGUGGCGUGGGAGGAGGAGUGUGCACAGUUGGAGGAGGAAGCAUCAUCGGGGGUAGCUGUGGGGUGGGAGGAGGUGUGUACAAUGGGGGCUUCUCCUCCGGGAGUGGGAGGAUGUGUAGCUCUGGAGGUGGCACCUUCAUUCCCACGGGAGCAUCCUCGGUCCGGAGAUGUGUCACUACCACAACGGUGAAAUCUUCGGGCGUGAAGUACUGAGCCCCAAACUCAGUACUGCCAAGGAAAGAAGCAUCGCCCGCCUCCAGCCUGCGGCACAUCCCCUCGCACCCAGACCCAGAAUCCUGCAAAGAAAUGAAGCAUUCCGCCUCCUCCCUGGAGGCAAACAGCAGCAGAACACCACCCUCUUGGCACAGCUGCUCCUCUCCCCACUCCACCAGUCUUCAGGGAUGAAACAUUUAUGGCCCCACUAGGAAAUAUCUCCCUCGGGGUUACCCAUCACCGGAGAGUUCAUCCAAGAUCCCUCCCUCCCUCGUGCCAGGCUGGCUGAGCAGAAGCGUGAGCGGAUCUGCUCUUUCCUUUUCCUUCUGAGGUCUCUUUUUCAAUGGCCAUGUUCUCCUUUGCGCUUCCCGCGCGUCCUGCAUGUUGCCCACAUGCUUGUUUCAGCUGUAUUCAUGGAAGCAGAAGAAAAGUGGCAAUGCCCCAUUGUCAGGCUUAGGAGUGAGAAGCAGUUCUCCAGAGGAUUCGGCAGCUUUCAUAUUUUAUAGAUUUGUUUUGCUCUUCUCCUUCACAGCUGACACGUGCAUAGCCCUUUUGCAAUCCUUCUGCUACCGGAAUUUUACUGCCUUGCUGCUUUCUACCAACACCCCUUCCCCUGAGUUCUUUCAUUACCAAUAAACUGCAGACAGGUGAAAAGA
Molecule: messenger RNA, 2450 nt
Organism: Gallus gallus (chicken)
Lineage: Eukaryota; Metazoa; Chordata; Aves; Galliformes; Phasianidae
Gene: KRT75L2
Product: 768880 KRT75L1 keratin, type II cytoskeletal 75-like 2
Exons: 9
Coding region: 97-1794 (565 amino acids)
Biological process (GO): keratinization; intermediate filament organization
Cellular component (GO): keratin filament
Molecular function (GO): structural constituent of skin epidermis
Source: RefSeq, a predicted model, not a curated record